AUGGCAAUCGCGUCGCAGCCUACGCUGAGGGGGAAUUUGAUGGCCAACUUGUCGCGAUACACUGGGUAUGAUGCGCCUGGUGGCUUAUGGCGAAUCGCAGCCAUCUUGUUGGCUCUAGUCAAUCUCAAGAACCUCCCAUUUGUGUGGCAUCUGCGUGUUUUCCGCGCCCUGUUAUAUCAAAUUUAUCUACAACCAACGGCGAUUCCUCCUCAUGCACUUUUCCAACCGGCCAUCACGUCUACACGUACCACACUCCUCGAGACGGACUACAAUCUCCACAAGUCCAACAGUACUUACUUCGCGGACAUGGACAUCUCGCGCACGCACCUUUGUACCGCCAUACUCAGAAACGCGAUCAAGAAGAACAGUCGGUUGUAUGGUGCGAAGAAGAGCGCUGUCGCGGGUAGUGUGGGGGCGACAGAUGGCACACGCGGGAGGCAUUUGGUUGCACUCGGCGGAAUCAGCUGUCUAUUCAAAAAGGAGAUCCCGCCCUACAAGAAGUAUGAGAUGUGGUCGAGGUUACUUUGCUGGGACAAGAAAUGGCUCUAUAUUGUCACCCACUUGGUCAAACCUGGUGUUGCGCAACCUUCGAGCUGGAGUCUCCAACCCUGGAAAAAGGCUAAAACAGUAGACCAGAAUGUUGACAAGGACAAACUCCUGAAUGCAGUAUAUGCGACUGCCAUUGCUAAAUAUGUGAUCAAACGAGGACGGGUCACGGUACCUCCUGAGGUGGCCCUGACAGACGCUGAUAUGGUUCCACUGAAGCCCGAAGGAUGGUCAUACCAGGAGAAGGCGGAAAUUAGUGGUGACGAAGAUGAGAGUGUGGAGGGGUUGCUCCCAAAACCUGUCGGUGCAGACAAUUGGAAUUGGGAUACCAUCGAAGCUGAACGACUUCGAGGGCUCAAGGUGGCAGUCAAGUUCGCGGAGUUGGAUGCAUUGCACAGCUAUUUCGAUGGUGGAAAGGACGGCGUGUUGGGUGAGUUCGCGGAUUUAUUGUUCUAG
Messenger RNA from Plenodomus lingam JN3, 1002 nucleotides. RefSeq lists its product as uncharacterized. The record is from RefSeq and is a predicted model, not a curated record. Lineage: Eukaryota; Fungi; Ascomycota; Dothideomycetes; Pleosporales; Leptosphaeriaceae.